CAUGACUGCAGAGUUAUGGUGACCCUUGGUGGAGCCCCAAACCAAAUGGAGGGGGGCAGUGCACUCCUCACUCCUCAUUGUGCCAAGGACUGGGAAGGAAAGAGAUGCACACACACACACAUACAUACGUUGCAGCGGGCAUCAUGGCCAGUUGCUGUGAAACAUCCCAGCUGGCAGAUCUGGAUCUGCAAGAAAAAACCCAUGAGAAUGGGGAAAUUCCAAGAAAUAGCCUGGAUUCCUCGCCACAGGGUCCAAUGACAGACCCCAAGAAGGAGGGAGAGGAUCAGGAUGCAUCCCAAGCCCAGAGGAGGAGUGUGGAGGAGGUGUUGGCCAGUGCCGUUCUGGCUCCGGCUCAGUCUCUGUGGACCACAGAGGCCAGUAACUCUGUGCUGCUCAGGAUAGAUGAGGACUGUCCAGAGGAGCCCGUCACUGUCCACCAGAUGUUCAUGGCCUCCGUGCAGAGGUACGGGGGUGUAUUUGCCCUCGCCACCAAGAAGAACGAGAAAUGGGAGAAAAUUACUUUUUCUGACUACUAUCACUGCUGCCGAAAGGCCGCUAAGAGUUUCCUUAAGCUUGGUCUCGAGCGGUUCCAUAGUGUAGCCAUUCUGGGGUUUAACUCUGCAGAGUGGUUCAUGUCAGCUAUCGGCGGAAUCUUUGCUGGGGGUAUUAUGACAGGGAUCUAUGCCACCAAUUCUCCAGAGGCAUGUCAUUAUGUGGCCAGUGACUCUAAAGCUAACAUAAUUGUAGUGGAAAACCAAAAGCAACUGGACAAAAUCUUACAGAUAAAGGAACAGCUGCCCCAUUUGAAAGCCAUAGUGCAGUACUCUGAACCUCUCCAAAACAAACUACCCAAUCUCUACUCGUGGGAAGAAUUUAUGGAGCUGGGGUUGGAGGUGCCUGAUAAGGAACUUGAUGACAUCAUCAGUAGCCAGAGACCCAAUCAGUGUUGUGUUCUUAUUUACACUUCCGGGACUACAGGCAUGCCCAAAGGAGUUAUGCUCAGUCAUGAUAAUAUCACCUGGACAGCCAUCCACGCUAGCCGGGCAGGAGACAUGCAGCCGGCAGACACCAAACAGGAGUCCCUGGUGAGCUACCUGCCCCUCAGCCACAUCGCUGCCCAGAUCUAUGACCUGUGGACGGGCAUCCAGUGGGGAGAACUGGUCUACUUUGCGCAGCCUGAUGCUCUCAAGGGGAGUUUAAUAGGCACACUAAAGGAAGUGCGCCCUUCCUCCCACAUGGGAGUCCCGCGUGUUUGGGAAAAAAUGAUGGAGAAGAUAAAAGAGGGAAUCUCUCAGUGUGGCUACAUGAAAAAGAAACUGGUGGCGUGGGCCAUGUCAGUGAGUUUGGAGGCUAACCAAAGGUGUGCCAACAAGGAUGGGGAGAAGCCUUUUCUCUUUGCCCUUGCUGACGGGUUGGUUCUGGAGAAACUGCGAGCAGAGUUGGGCUUCUCCUGCUGCCAGAAGUUCUUUUCUGGAGCCGCGCCCAUAGGGAGUGAAACGGUCCAGUUCUUCUUGGGCCUGAACAUUCGCCUGUAUGAGGCCUACGGCAUGAGUGAGAGCACGGGGCCUCACUUUAUGUCGGGUCCUAAGGCUUACAAACUACCUAGCUGUGGUAAAGUUGUUCCAGGCUGCAAGUGUAAACUGGCUGACAUUGACUCAGAAGGAACUGGGGAGGUGUGUUUCUGGGGCCGAAACGUCUUCAUGGGUUUCCUCAACAUGGAGGACAAGACGAGGGAGGCUCUGGACGAGGAAGGCUGGCUACGCUCAGGAGACCUGGGCAAGGUGGAUGAGGAGGGUUUCCUCUACAUCACUGGAAGGAUAAAAGAGCUUAUCAUCACAGCGGGGGGAGAAAACAUCCCCCCUGUGCCCAUCGAGGACGCAGUGAAGAAAGAGCUACCCAUUAUCAGCAAUGCCAUGCUAAUCGGGGACAAGAGGAAGUUCCUGUCCAUGCUGCUCACUUUGAAGUGCUUGAGUAACCCAGAGUCCAUGGAGCCGAUGGAUGACCUGAGCUUGGAGGCGGUGGAGUUCUGCCAGCACCUGGGCAGUCAGGCUACCAAGGUGUCCGAUAUCACCAGCAGCAGAGACAAUGCCGUGUACCAGUCCAUCCAGGAGGCCAUCAACAAGGUCAACUCCAGAGCCACCUCCAAUGCCCAGCGCAUACAGAAAUGGACCAUACUUCCCAGAGACUUCUCAAUCUCCGGAGGCGAGCUAGGUCCAACUAUGAAACUGCGUCGUCCUGUUGUCCUGAAGAUGUACCACAGCGAGAUCGAGAACUUCUACAAAGAGUAGGACAAAUCCUCCUCAGUCAGCAAUGAAUUAAUACCAGUAUUUUGCCUGUGGACCUACACACUGUAAACACUUAAUAUGAAUCUUAGGGAAGCAGCCAGAUAGCACUACAAAGACAUUUAUGGCCAUUCUCUAACCAAGUGUCUGAAUUUAUAGAGCGGCCAGUUACAACCCUGUAGUUGCCACAACAGCCUAGCAUUCAACACUGCUUGUCUAGGGAUUUUAGGACAAUAGCUGGAAUAUUGUUGUUCCACACUACCCUGUUGUAUGUUUUGUUCACGCAGUUCACAGCAUAAUGAAUAAAUAUUUUACACACCCUC
Molecule: messenger RNA, 2605 nt
Organism: Alosa alosa (allis shad)
Lineage: Eukaryota; Metazoa; Chordata; Actinopteri; Clupeiformes; Clupeidae
Gene: acsbg1
Product: acyl-CoA synthetase bubblegum family member 1
Exons: 14
Coding region: 105-2288 (727 amino acids)
Cellular component (GO): endoplasmic reticulum; membrane
Molecular function (GO): long-chain fatty acid-CoA ligase activity
Source: RefSeq, a predicted model, not a curated record